AUGUCUGGAAGAGGUAAUUUCAGAGGGCGAGGUAACUUUGGAUCAAGAGGAGGAAGAGGUAGCUUUGGAGGAAGAGGCAACUUUGGUGGAAGAGGUGGUAGAGGUGGUUUUAAUGGAAAUAAGCGUUAUGUUGAUAUCAGAGAAGCUAAAUCAGCUGAAAUCAAAAAGUCAUUAACACAUAGAGCCAGAUUGAGAAAAGGUUAUUUCAAGUUACUUGAGAAAGAAGGAAUAGAGGCGCCUGAGAAGCCUGAAAGAGGUGAGAGACCGAGACGAGACACAACUUCACAAUCAGAGAUUGCAGACACCAAUGGUGAUAGUAUAGAAGAAAGAAAACCAUUAUCAUAUGCUGAAAGAUCAAAGAUAGUUAAAGAAAGAAAAGACCAAAAGAGAAAAGAUGAAUUAGAACAUGUCAGAGAGAAAAGAAAAAUGAUUGAGAAGAGAUCAAAGGAAAGAGUUUUAAAGAAGGAAAGAAUCACUCAAUCAACCAGAAGAGGUCAACCAUUAAUGGGACCAAGAAUCACUAAUUUAUUAGAUAAAAUUAAAAAGGAUAUGCAAUGA
Molecule: messenger RNA, 558 nt
Organism: Scheffersomyces coipomensis
Lineage: Eukaryota; Fungi; Ascomycota; Pichiomycetes; Serinales; Debaryomycetaceae
Gene: FYV5
Product: Fyv5p
Exons: 1
Coding region: 1-558 (185 amino acids)
Source: RefSeq, a predicted model, not a curated record